AUGAAACCCACCAGGCCCGACUAUGAAGAUGAGGAGGAACCACCCUCCAGAAACCCAGAAGUCCAGCGGACCCGUCCAAAGUCAUACCAAAAUAGAUCCGCUUCGGGAAACAAUCAAUCCGCGCGAUCCUUUGCCGAGAGGGCGAAAGACAUCCCGCCCCAAGGGAAGAAGAGUUGGAUGGAAAAGCCACUCCCGCCAGAGCCGUCUUCUCCGAUGGAUGAGAACGAUGACCCGCGAGGCGAUGGGGUCGCCGCCGUGGAGGACGAAACCACUCGUAAUAAUCAACGGUCGACGAUGAGUCGGUCAAACACCAUUCGCUCCACGUCAGAUCAGCAAUCUAACUGGGCUUCGGACCGUUCGCCCCUCCAAAAAUUGGAGGUCACUCUGACCGGUAUCAGCAAGGAGGAAAAGAGAGCUAGGGUCUUGGAAGCGGAGAUGAAGCUGAAGGAACGGAUGGCUCGCCAACGCGAGGGCGGCAGUGACACGUUGUCGCCCGUGCUACCUGCACAGGGUGCUGUACCCCGUAAAGAUUCAACAUCAGCAUCGUCCCAUCAACCGUCUACGCAGGACUCACGGCAUUCCAGUCAUCAACGGGGCGCUUCCGUAACGGUACCGAACACAGGUCGACCGGAUCGAAGCAGAGUACCGUCCGUUCAAUACACUUCAACACGUUCCGCUGAGCAGUCCCAGCAUUCAGGUGAACAGCAGCAGCCAACUGUUAUGAAAAGAGGCGAUGUACCCAGACGGACGGUCUCCGUAAGCCACCAACCAGAGGGGCAUGGUGUGAGACCUUCACCAAACCAACCGAUUCCCCGGGACAACCAGUACCCCCGAACGAGACCUGUUUCGCAGCUUCCGCCGUCCUCCGGCUCUGGAACGGUGGCUUCAGACCGAACACAGCCGCCGCGCAUGGAUCCUGCGACCCAGCAAAGGGCGGUUGAUUCCACUCGAUCCGUCAAGAGAAUAGACAUCCCCACACCUGCCAUGCCCGCCCAGGCAAAAGGAAAGAAUGCUCAGUCGAAAGAACCAACACAAACGCCUGGCGUUCUCCCGGCCAACGAGAAUUUAACUCGGGACAUGUCCGCAAAUAUACCAGCUGCUCCAAGUGCUGAAGCAGAUGUUACUUCCCAACCAAAGCCGAAGAAACAGACCGUUUCGUUCAAUGUCCCUCCACCAACACCCCCUCCUCUUUCCGAAUGGAAGAACGCCCCGGUGGCCAGGCUGGGAGCCGUUGAAUUCGAUUUCCAGUCCUUUGACGCUGAAAAGAGUAAGGCCUGGUGGGAGGGCGGAACCAGCAACCGCAGACGGAGCAACAAGCGCUUCCACCCAUCAUUAUUCCUGAAGUGCGGGCCCUUACUCCGUUACGCUGGAUUAAAGCGAGUGCGGAUCGAUGGACCCAAUGGGCCCUUCAACAAGGAGACAUGGAGGGGGAGUGUGUUGAUCGUGACCAAAGACUCGCGCUCCACGUAUUCGCCCGCGCCGACCUUGAGGGUAUUUUCCCAACCCGUGGACCUUCUCCCUCCCCCUCCCGUGGAACUCCAGGGUGGAAGCGGCCACCUUGCCCCGGAAUAUGUCGACCCGACUGCGGGUCUCAUGAAGCUGGGCCGUGAUGGACGACCUCUAUACGUCAAGCCGGUGGAGCAUACAGAGGAAGCGGUGGAUCUGUCGUUUAUUGAAAACGACGACGGCAUCUACGAAAUGUCCGCUAGCAUCAUCGAUUACGACAGCAAUGGCGCCAAACAGCCAAUCCCGGCCAAUCGAGUCCACCCGGUAGAUGGGGAGAGCGCAGGGGCGUAUAAAGAGCUUUCAGGUGUUCGCCUGUACGCAGACCCCGGGAGAGACGUCACCUUCUGGAAGUUCAACAUUGAGAUCGAGCUAGGCCAGACGCAACAACGGGUGGCUUAUCGCUUAAACCAAGGACCGGCAAUCGGGUUCUGGGUGCCCGCCAGAGGCCACUCGAUGAACAUCAUGUACCAUUCCUCCAAUGGCCUCAGGCCCCACGUUGACAGCGAUCGAUUCUGCGGUCCCGAUCCCCUGUGGCGAGACGUGCUCAACGAGCACCAGACGCGCCCAUUCCACGUGAUGAUCGGUGGAGGGGACCAGAUCUUCAACGACCGGGUGACGAUGGAAUCGCCGCACUUCCAGGAAUGGGCUAAGAUUAAGGAUUCCCAUGACAAAUACGACUCGCCUUUCAACCUAGAUCUCCGCGCGGAACUGGAGACUUCAUUCCUGGAGCACUAUUCGGCGUGGUUCUCCCAGGGCCUGUUUUCCCUGGUGAACUCGCAGAUUCCCAUGGUCAAUAUCUGGAAUGACCAUGAAAUCCUUGAAGGCUUUGGGUCCUACUCGGACGAUUUCAUGAGCACCCCCGUGAUCUCCGGGCUGGGUAAUGUUGCCUACAAAUACUAUUUGCUGUUCCAGCAUCAUAGUGUCCCCGAGGAGACCGAAGCGGACGAGCCGAGCUGGCUGCUUGGACCUCAUCCGGGCCCGUACAUCAACCAACGCAGCCGCAAUUUGUUCAUGUCUCUGGGUGACGGCGUGACGUUCCUCGGCCUAGACUGCAGAACGGAACGGAUGACCGACGAGAUUUUGAGCGAGCAAACGUGCGACCUGAUCUGGGACCGAUGCCAUCGCGAGAUUGUGCGAGGGGAAACCAAGCACUUGAUCGUGUCGCUUGCUAUUCCGCUUGCCUACCCCCGAGUGGCUAUGGUCAAGAACAUCCUCAACAGCCGGAAAUCGCUCGGUAAGGCGGGGGUGUUUGGCGGACUCGUGAGCAAGACCGGCGGCAAGGUAGAGAUCUUCGACGACCACUGGACAGCGAAGCACCACAAAGCAGAGCGGACAUACUUGAUCGAAGACCUUCAAGACCUUGCCGCGGAGAAAUCCGUCCGGGUAACCAUUUUGAGUGGAGACGUACAUCUGGCAGCAAUUGGGCAAUUCUACUCGAAUCCCAAGCUAAACGUCCCCAAAGACCGCGAUUAUCGAUACAUGCCGAAUAUCAUCUCGUCGGCGAUUGCGGACAUACCCGAAACCGAGAUGGUCUCCGACACGCUCAACAAGCGCAACCGCGUGCAUCACCUGGACACCAACACGGACGAAGACAUGAUUCCGAUCUUCACCCACGAUGUCAACAAUAAGCAGCGGAAUAACAAGCGGCUGCUGCCGCGGCGUAACUGGUGCUCCAUCCGGGAAUACCAACCUGGCACCACCCCGCCCGGCACACCAGACGAGCCCGAAUCGCCACUGCCCACCGAGGAGCCCCAGCCAACAAAGUUACAGCGGACCCUGUCCCUAACCAGCGGGGAUCGACCAAAGGCAAGCGAAGGCGGACUCCUACGACGGCUCUCCCUGCGAGGCCGCCAGGCCCCCAAAGAAUUCACUCUCGGCAACGAACCCAACCGCCGAACAAUGAGCAUGGACGGGCCCUUCCCACCGCCGGAGUCAGGCGAGAGCUACUUCCCACACGGCGCCGAGCCACGACCAGGACCUUUCCACCGCCGCCCAACAAGUCUCAGUCUCAAGUCUACCAAAAAGACAGGCGACGACGGAGUAGGCAGCUUCGUCAACCUCGAAGGCGGGCUAGCCAUCACGCUAAACUUAGAGCUCAACCCGCGGGAUCCGUCGGGCAUCACAACGCCCUACAGACUGCUAGUGCCGAUGCUACGGUACGAUGCAGGCGAAUAUGACCCGCCCGCGGCGCCUGUCGCUAAGGGGUGGAAGAAGUGGUUGCGAGUCCGCCGGAACAAGGCUGAUCGACACUACGUGGAGGAUACGGAGGCUGAAGAGGGCUUCACUGACGAUGACGAUGAGGGAGGAGAUCGAGACCCUCCUUCUGAUGGAGACGAUGUGAUGUCGGGCGCUGUGCCCCCGGAGACGCUGGUGCCUUUGAGCCAUCAGGGACUGGAGUAUGAUGGGCGCGAAAGCGUUCCCAGGCGCAAGAGCAAGAAGUGGUUUGGGCGGAAGGGGUGAUUGAUGCGUUGUUAUUAUGAUUUAUGACCAGCUGUUGAUGAUGACGACGACGACGAUGAUGACAUUUAUGAUCUUACGGGAAUGGAUAGAUUAGAUACCCUUGAACCGACUGGACUAAUC
Aspergillus campestris IBT 28561 is the source of this 4086-nucleotide messenger RNA. RefSeq lists its product as uncharacterized. Bases 1 to 3966 code for a protein of 1321 amino acids. The transcript is spliced from 6 exons. The record is from RefSeq and is a predicted model, not a curated record. Gene Ontology annotation, cellular component: membrane. NCBI's taxonomy places the organism in Eukaryota, Fungi, Ascomycota, Eurotiomycetes, Eurotiales, Aspergillaceae.